Molecule: messenger RNA, 975 nt
Organism: Planococcus citri (citrus mealybug)
Lineage: Eukaryota; Metazoa; Arthropoda; Insecta; Hemiptera; Pseudococcidae
Gene: Ak6
Product: adenylate kinase isoenzyme 6
Exons: 5
Coding region: 186-737 (183 amino acids)
Cellular component (GO): cytoplasm; nucleus
Molecular function (GO): ATP binding; AMP kinase activity; ATP hydrolysis activity
Source: RefSeq, a predicted model, not a curated record
AAUGUUUGUUGAGACUCCUUAUCACUGUGGACCUCGUUUUCGUUUCGUUAUCAUUCUGUAAAUUUAUAAUUGCUAUUUUUUUGCUGAAAGCACUGGGAUACUAAUUAGUUGCAACAAAUGAAAAUAAAUUGAAGAAAAUCGAUUAAAGUGUUUCACGCCGGUUCGUACAGUUUGGAGUAAAAAUAAUGCCUCGUUCUACACCGAAUAUUCUGGUCACCGGUACCCCCGGAGUUGGCAAGUCUUCGCUAUGUGCAGAAGUUGUUAAACAAGUGAAUUUUGAAUGGAUCGAAAUCAGCAAAGUUGCCAAAAGUCGAGAGUGUAUAUCAGGAUACGAUGAAGAAUUGAAUUGCCCCAUAAUCGACGAAGAUAAAGUUAUCGAUGAAUUAGAUCCAGUCGUAGAAUCCGGUGGUAAAAUUAUUGAAUACCAUGGUUGUGAUUUUUUCCCCGAACGAUGGUUCGAUAAAGUAUUCGUUGUUCGUGCCAAUAACACGAUAUUGUAUGAUCGACUGCAAGAAAGAGCAUAUAGCGAUUUGAAGAUAAGAAAAAACAUAGAAUGUGAAAUUUUUCAAAGUAUUUUAGAAGAAGCAAUGAGUUCAUACGAACCAUCCAUUAUUCAAGAAUUACAUAACAACAAUGCGAGUGAUAUGGAGCAAAAUACUGCGAUAAUUGUUGAGUGGAUUAACACGUGGCUUCAAAAUAAUGAAAAAAGUAAAAACGAGAUGUUCGGAUCUAAGUAGACCAAAUUAUCAUUUCGUAUUCUUGUUUUUCUACCAAUUGUUCAAUUUAAUUAAGUAAUUGUCAACCAAAAUUCCAUUUUUGAUUUUGUAAAAUCCUAUUUUUUUCACUCGUGAGAAAUUUGAGUAUUUUGGGAAAAUUACCUACUCAAAAUGUCAGCAGUUUCUGUAGAAAAAAGCUGACAACAAAACACAUGUUAUUGUGAUAUUGUUGAUAUUUCAAUAAAGUUUUUGAUAUUAA